Parasteatoda tepidariorum (common house spider) is the source of this 1459-nucleotide messenger RNA. The record is from RefSeq and is a predicted model, not a curated record. Lineage: Eukaryota; Metazoa; Arthropoda; Arachnida; Araneae; Theridiidae.
UUAGCGCACGUUCAGCCACUCUUCCAAGAAACCACAAGUUUAAUGAAGAUGACAGGGUGUCCCAAUCGAAAGCCUUCAAGGUGCUUCAGAUAAUUACCGACACAGAAGAGGAUGCUUCGAACAGUUGUAUUUGAGAAGCAAUCAGUGCGACCAGGAUUUCAGCAGCACCAGAAUGUACCCCAACACUCACCGCCUAUGCAAAAUCAUGUCCCGCAAUUCAAGCCUUCCAGCCAGCACAAAACAGUCCAUUUUCAAGAGCCUGUAACGAACAACAACCUGCCUGGAUUGAAGAGACCAGCAGCAUUUCUGCCUAUGAAAACUGGAGGUGACCCGAUGACGAGGGUCAAGCCAGUCCAUCCAUCAUUUCUCACGAACGGUCCGAGAAAGGGUUUCAAUCCAUCAGGUGUUACAGAUUUUUGAAAGUCACGGAAUUUGAAAAGAAGUACAUUAUGCGAACUAGUCAAAACGAUAAUUGAUGUCUCUUUCGGGAAAAGAAUUGUUGAAAAAGUUUAAUUUAUUCAUCAAUUGCUUUCAUCAUCAUCAUCACAUUGUCAUCAGUUAAAAUAUUAAAAUCAUUGUUAUGAGAAUUAACUCUGUAAUGAUGAUUUUACUUUUUGUUAUUGUUGGUUUUCUAAAAUUAAUACAAAUUAGUACUGUUAUACUUACGAGGACAUUUUUAUAAAAUUAUUUUUAGUUUGUGCCGACGAACCAAGUUAUGUUGCAACUUUUUAAUUAAAUUUCAGAGUCUAUAACUUUCAAAUUUACCGCAAAAGUAUUUUUUAACGCUUUUAUUUUUAUUUUGUUAAAAAUUCGAUUUGUAACAACGUAUUUCAUUCAACGAAUCGAAAGAUAAAAAUUGUAAAUUACAAAAUACAUAUGAUUUUGCUACGUCUCGGAAAAAUAAAAUUUUUAGUUUGUUAAAAGUUUAUAGAAUUUUGUACAAAUAUUGCAAUUUUCAUCAAAAAUUUAAAUGUUGAAUAUUUUUGAUUGUGCAAAAUAAUUGAUGUGCAAUUAUGUUUGAAUUAUUGAAAAUAUAAUCGCUUCAAUACAAUAUAUGUUUAUUAGUAUUAUAAUGUAACUACACGGGUUGGUGUUAUAAUUAUAUGAAUCAGAAUACAUCUAUACAUUUUAUUUUAUUAUUUAAUAAAAAGAGUUUAUUUAAGGAUUUUUACUUACAGAAUUUAUGUAAAUAUUCGACAGGAAAAUACGACUACAUGAUGUGGCGUAUAAACACUGUUUAGACAAAGUACCAUCAUUAAAACUUAUCAUUUUUUUCUUAGUUAUUUAAAUGUUCUAAAAAUGAUCUAGAUGCAUAGAAAAUUGGCAAAAUAUUGUAUUUUGAGCAAUUUAAGACUUUAUGCCAAUGAAAUCUGCUAUAUUUUGGUGUAAAUAUUUCAUCCAAUGGUUUGUUGAAAUUUAUUUUGUCAUAUAUCUGAAAAUAAAAACUGAUUAAAUGUUA